AUGAAGUUGGUGGAGCACCUGAAGAACACCCACAAUGUAACACACGCCUUCAGCUGUGACGAGUGUGGAAAAUCAUUCAGAAGCCCAAUGAACAUAGCACGACACAAGAUCAUUCACUCUGGAGUGAAGAGAUUCCACUGCGAUUUGUGUGACUACAGCUGCCACCAGAAGACAAACCUAGAGUUCCACAAGAAGCGACACAUGAGGGACUUCAGUUUCAAAUGCAAUCUCUGUGAUAAGGCAUUUUUGUUCAAGUGUGAGCUGCUGGCCCACGAGAACGUCCACAAGAACAUCAAGGCAUUCAGGUGUGAACAGUGUGGGGCUGCUUACACCCACAGGAAGAACCUUCUAUUCCACGAGAGACAAUACCACGGGGACAAUAGGAGCAGUGGAUCCGCCCAGAAGAAGCCCUCGAAGGUCCUCUGUGCGACCUGCGGCAUGAAAUUGUCCAGCAGAAGUUCCCUGAGAGCUCACGAGACUAUUCACACAGGCGAGAAGAAGGAAAUCUGCGAUAUUUGCAACAAGAGAUUCGCCACGAAGUCAGGUUUAGUCGUCCACAGGAGGAUUCACACCGGGGAAAAACCAUACAAUUGCGAUCAAUGCAGCAGAAAAUUUGCCCAGAAAACCUCUCUCAUAAUUCACCUGAGGUACCACAACAACGACCGACCUUAUUCCUGCACGAGAUGUGGCAAAGGAUUUGUUUCCAGGACUCAUCUGACUAGUCACGUAAUCAAGAUUCAUGGAGUGGUUUGA
Diachasmimorpha longicaudata is the source of this 753-nucleotide messenger RNA. RefSeq names its product zinc finger protein OZF-like. Gene Ontology annotation, molecular function: DNA-binding transcription factor activity, RNA polymerase II-specific; RNA polymerase II cis-regulatory region sequence-specific DNA binding. NCBI's taxonomy places the organism in Eukaryota, Metazoa, Arthropoda, Insecta, Hymenoptera, Braconidae. The record is from RefSeq and is a predicted model, not a curated record. Bases 1 to 753 code for a protein of 250 amino acids. Gene Ontology annotation, biological process: regulation of transcription by RNA polymerase II. The transcript has a single exon. Gene Ontology annotation, cellular component: nucleus.